UUUUUCUCACCUGUGUGUGUCCAAUAUAUAAAAUUAAAAAAAAUAGGAGUGUAUGGACCUUCCCUCCGUUGCCUCUCCAUCGAAGCUUCGGUUCCGGAAAGGGGGACGGAUAAAGGGGACAGUAAAAUAAUGGCCCUUCUGCGUCUACUUGGCUGACUUCUGACUCCAUGUGGCAGACGGCCCCUACGAACGGGAAGGAAAUGGAGGGGGCGUGACGCUCAGGAAGUACUUCAGACAUCAUAUUGUAGGAGAAUGAAACCACUCUGGUCACCGGGAUUACGAUGGAAAUACGCUGUGGUGGCCUAUUGUUCAGCUCCAAAUUUGACUCUGGUAAUUUGGCUAAUGUUGAGAAGGUGGAACACCAGGAAGGUGAUGGUGACAACAGCUUGAAUGGCAGUGGCAGCAUCAAUACUUCUUCUGCCUCAAUGGUGUUUGGCAACUCCCUCCCCUCUGCAGACUAUGAAUUCAAUGUGUGGACCAAGCCAGAUUGUGGUGACACAGAAUAUGAAAAUGGGAACAGAUCCUGGUUUUAUUUUAGCGUGAGGGGAGGAAUGCCUGGCAAGUUAAUCAAGAUUCAUAUUGUGAAUAUGAAUAAGCAGACCAAACUUUAUUCCCAGGGAAUGACACCUUUAGUCAAGACAGUACCUGCCAAACCCCGUUGGGAACGCAUUCGUGAGCGACCUGCCUAUGAGAUGGCGGAGACUCAGUUUGUCCUAUCUUUUGUACACCGAUUCCUGGAUUGUCGAGGAGCCACCACAUACUUUGCCUUCUGCUAUCCUUUCUCAUACACAGAAUGCCAGGACAUGCUGACACAGUUGGAUGCCCACUUUGCAGAGUGCAGACAUCUCUCUCCUAGCAGUGUCCAACAUUAUGGCACAAUUAGUCGGAGGGCAGGCGCAGACUCUAGAAAAGCUGAGGGGAAGCCGCGCUCCACCACCCACAGAGCAAGAAAGUACUCUAGAGGAGGACGUGGAAAAGGGAAAAAGGAGGCGGCCCCACCCAGGGAUACACCCUAUCUGGAUGCCAUCUAUUAUCAUCGGGAAUUGUUGUGCUAUUCUCUGGAUAAGCUACGUGUGGACUUGCUCACUAUCACAUCAUGUCACGGCAUGCAGGAGACGCGGGAGGCUCGACUGGAGAAGUUAUUCCCAGACAAGAACACACCCCGACCACACUGUUUUGAGGGAAAGAGAGUAUUCUUUCUGAGCAGCAGAGUACAUCCUGGGGAAACACCCUCUAGCUUUGUGUUCAAUGGAUUCCUGGAAUUCAUACUGAGAGAGGAGGAUCCUCGGGCCCAAAUGCUGCGUCGUAUGUUUGUCUUUAAGCUCAUCCCUAUGCUAAAUCCAGAUGGAGUGAUGCGAGGACACUAUCGGACAGACGCUCGAGGAGUUAAUUUGAAUCGUCAGUAUUUGAACCCUGAUGCAGAGCUACAUCCUCCUGUGUAUGGGGCCAAGGCUGUCAUGCUCUAUCACCAUGUUCACAGCCGGAUGCAGCCUGGUUCUCCUGAUUGGCGAACCUAUGUCCCUCCCCUCAACACAAAAAUAGCCAAUCACCGUUGUACCCGCAAAUGUUCUCAUAGCGAAGAUAUCCCUCUUUCUGAGCUGGAGAAAACAAACAACAUUCGCAACUGUUCCAGAGAUUCCUGCAUCACCUCAUCUCAGGACCUUGAGGCUUCAGAGGUACCAGGAAGCAAUGAUGUCUGGAUCCUCUCAAAAGAACUCUUAUCUGAACACUGUGAGAAUGAUGUUGAGAAUCCUCCACCACCAGCCCCAGAAACCAUCCCACCUCAACAGAGUGGUCUGGCUUACUAUGUUGAUCUGCACGGACAUGCCUCUAAGCGUGGCUGUUUCAUGUAUGGGAACAACAUUUCUGAUGAGAACUGCCAGGUUGAAAAUAUGCUGUUUCCUAAGCUCAUCUCCUUGAACUCUGCUCAUUUUGAUUUCACGGGGUGCAACUUUUCAGAGAAGAAUAUGUAUGCUAAAGACAAGCGGGAUGGACAAUCAAAAGAGGGUAGUGGACGUGUGGCCAUUUACAAGGCCUCAGGCAUCAUUCACAGUUACACAUUGGAAUGCAAUUACAACACAGGAAGAUCAGUCAAUACUGUUCCAGCAGCAUGUCACGAUAAUGGGCGGGCAACGCCUCCUCCUCUCCCAACAUUCCCAUCCAAAUACACUGUGGAGCUGUUUGAGCAGGUUGGAAGGGCUUUAGCAAUCGCAGCACUGGAUAUGGCAGAAUGCAACCCCUGGCCUCGGAUUGUCCUCUCUGAACACAGUUGCCUUAGCAAUCUGCGUGCCUGGAUGCUGAAACACGUGCGCAGCAUGAGAGGAGUGACAGCCUACCCCAAGAGGAAGGGUACCAAAACCCCACCCAAGGGGGGCAAUGGGAUUUCUGCUUCCAGCUCAGAGAAUUCUCUCUGCCGAGCCAGAAGCUUCAGUAAUGGUAGCGUCAAUCAACAAGCUACCUCUCAGGUCAAGAUCUCACCCAGCUUCACCUUCAGCUCCUCUCACACCCCUGCCUCCUCAGGGGGGUUGGGGCAGAGCCCUCGGAAAGGUGCCUCAAGGGUGCUGGCCCUUGUGCGAGAACCUCGAGUUCAGGAGAAGAGACGCCAUCAGCACCAGACUUUGCUACGAGCUGCUGUGAGCAGCAUCCAGGCACCCUCUCUCCCUUGUUCCACCAGAAACACCUCUCAUCUCCAGCUGGCUCCCAGCCUAGGCUCCUGCUCCCUUCCAACUACUAUCAACAUACCAGGACCCAGCUGCAACAGCCUACAUAAAACUGCUAAGGCUAGCACUGAGCAUGUCCCUGAGAAGCUGAAGCCUCCACCUUGUGGCCUAGCUUUGCUACAGAACUUUUCAAGACGGUUGAACAAUCAAAAACUAUCAGAAACUACUAGUCUAGAUAUACUGAUGCCUCGGCCGAGCCGGAUCCCCAUACGCAGGAGACCAGUAGGACAAACCCAGCACUUACUCAGAUUUCAUAGCUGCAGUGAUGACUCUUCCCUCAAGGUAUGGAAAUAUGCAGCCCCAGAGAUACCAGCACAAAGUUCCUUGCCAGGUAGGUUCUUGCAGGGCAUUCUGUAUGGUUACCAAGGCUGCUGUUUGUCCUUUUUUGGACAGUCCCUCCGAUUUUCCAUACUAGAUAGUGGCAGCAGAUACAACCUUGUUUCUCUUCCUACAGAAUUUCAACUGGAAAUGCCAGUAAUGAGUCCAAGGGAAGAAUCACUUUUUCUGUGCCCUCCCAAAGUUUUGCUGGACGAGGUAUGGGGAGGAGGGAGCUCUGCAAAGCCAGCUGCUGCUGCAUCCCUUACCUGCAGCCGCUGCCAUCCCCUUGAACCCUUGUCUUGUAGACAGAAGAAGAAGAAGCAACGCCUUUACCGUUGUAUAGGCAGUAGCCACCCUCCUUAUUGAAACUUUGGGGCAGCAUAGCUGCAGUUGACAUCAUUAGUCCUCUGAGCCAGCUCUCUCUGUUGCAGCAUCUCCCUGGGCGACCAGAUUCCCCCCAACUCACCUACCGCAAGAUCCUGUCUUUCUGCACCGAGGCCUGACUUGCCAGUGGGGGCACAACAGCUGCAGCCAAUGUGCUCUAGCUCCUCAAGUGCCGCCACCCCACAGCAUGCCAGCUGACUCCAAUUCAUCCCUUGGUGUGGAAGAAAUCUCUUGAGACCCUUCUUGUUGGCACUUGAUGAGUUCCAGAUCCAAUCACACCCCCCCUUCCUCUCCUCUCUCCUCUUUUAAACCAAAGCUGCUUUUUAGAACAGCAGCCAGUAGUUCUGAUUUUGAGACUCUACCAGGAAUAAGGGCCUCACAUCACAUCCCUUUUUUUUGUAGCCAGCUACACGAGACAUUGAAGGCUUAAGGGGAAGGCUAAAGGUUUCCCAGCAAUCCUCAUCUAAAUCUGGAAAUCCAUCUGUUUUUUUUGUGAAGGAGGUGCCUUUCAAAAAAGAAGCAAACCAGGCUAAUUGCAAGAAGCUGGGUAGGUGUAUGUAUGACACAUGGAAACCUUAACAUGACCAGCUCCUCUUGGUCUGACUACAGCCCACAGCAGUAGCCAAGACCCUUCCUCCAAUGUUAUUUCCACCACUGUACAUAAUUGGUUACUGGGUU
Pseudonaja textilis is the source of this 4100-nucleotide messenger RNA. It is a transcript of the gene AGBL5, whose product is annotated as AGBL carboxypeptidase 5. Gene Ontology annotation, molecular function: zinc ion binding; metallocarboxypeptidase activity. Lineage: Eukaryota; Metazoa; Chordata; Lepidosauria; Squamata; Elapidae. Gene Ontology annotation, biological process: protein deglutamylation; proteolysis. The record is from RefSeq and is a predicted model, not a curated record.